AUGGAGGCACCUGAGGGGGAAGGCCGCACAUUCAUGCAGGUGAUCAGCGAAAAGUACAGCCCGGAGAACUUUCCAUACCGCCGAGGCCCAGGCAUGGGGGUGGUUGUCCCAACUGGCCACCAGGGAUCUCCUAUGAAAGACCGGCUGAACCUGCCCAGUAUGUUAGUCUUGAAUGGAUGUGGAAUCAGUAAUGCAGGAGAUGAAGCAGAGAUUGCUGCCUUCUGUGCUCAUGUGGUCGAGCUGGACCUGUCUCACAACAAACUCCAGGACUGGCACGAGAUCAGUAAGAUUGUUGCAAACAUUCCAAACCUGGACUUCCUGAACCUCAGCUCCAACCCGCUUAGUGACGCAGUGCUGGAACCAGAAUCUGCCGAAGCUUUCUCUCGACUGCGCCGCCUCGUACUGAACAACACUCAAGUGUCCUGGGACAUCGUGCACACCUUAAUGCGCGAGAUGCCUGAACUGGAAGAGCUAUUUCUGUGCCUUAAUGAGUACAACACUGUGACGGCGUCUACCACUGCAUGUCCUUCACUUCGACUGCUGCACAUCACAGACAACAAUCUACAAGACUGGAGCGAGGUGCGCAAGUUCGGCUCAAUGUUCCCCUCCCUGGACACGUUUGUGCUGGCUAACAACAACCUGGGAUCCAUUCUAGAUUCUGGGGACAAUCUCCGCCGGCUCUUUCCCAACUUGCGCAGCGUCAAUCUGCAUAACUCAGGUCUAAGUCGUUGGGAGGACAUUGAGAACUUAAAUUUUUUACCCAAGCUGAAGGAGGUGAGGCUGCAGGGCAUUCCUCUGCUGCAGACCUAUACCAACACGGAGCGACGCAGCCUCAUGAUAGCACAACUGCCAUCUGUAACCUGCUUGAAUGGGAGUGUGGUGACUGGGGGAGAGCGAGAGGAUGCAGAGAGGUUCUUUAUCCGUUACCAUCUGGAUUAUCCAAAGGAGGAGCUGCCUCACAGAUACCACUGUUUGGUGACCAAAUAUGGGAAGCUGGCCCCGCUGGCUGAGAUCGACCUGCGUCCACGCUGCCAUGCUAAGGUGGAAGUGCACUGUGAAGAUCGUGUAGAGCAGGUGAGCAUCCGUCUAGACCAGACUGUGGCCGAACUUAAGAAGCAGCUGAGGACAGUGGUUCAGCUCUCUACCAGCAACAUGCGGCUCUAUUACAUCGACAAGGACAUGUGCUCUGCCUUUGGCCCCGAGGAGAUGAAGUAUAGCACGCGGGCUCUCCACUCCUACAGCAUUCGUGAUGGGGAUGAGAUCCUGGUGGUGCCAAAGACCAAAUGACUGACCGACACAAGGACCUAGAAAAUACUGUUUGGAAUAAAGGAAUCUGAACUCGCCGUCUUUAGGCUCCACAGUGUUUCACAUGAUUCAGGAGAAAAAGAACAACAUCUAAGCUUCUUGGACUGGCUUGGGUUUUGAUGAUUUACUGUAGUUGUGUUUCACAGAUCACAUCCUUUCAGAGUCACUACACAGUCACGACACACUCGUCAAGCAAUGUGUGCGGCCCUGCACUUGUUGAUAUAUAGGUGGCUUCCUUUGGUUUUGUCGACUUUGCCCUGGUAUGGGGUUUGCUAUUAACUUUUAGCAGCUGCCUGUCUCUUCAAGACGAAAGCACAAUAGAAGACACACUUUUUGGCCAUCCAAAAAGUGCCUCUUAUCUACUUUGUGACAAUCAUCUGCAACUGAUCCUUUUACGGUUUUGUGGCAGGUGUGAAAUAAGGAAUCAGUUUGUGCAAAGGUCUUGAGGAGAAAUGGUGGAUUUGCUGAGGGUGUACGUAUGCUGUGUCAGCCUAGUAAGACUCACAUUUGGCAACAUCUGGAUUAGGAGUGCUGGCCUUUCAUGUAGUAACAGCUUAUUAUUUUAUUAUUUUUUAAUAUUAAUUUCUUGGAUAAAUACAAGGCAACUCUUACCUUGGUGGUUAGAGUUGGCAAUAAGUAUUAGCAUCACUAUUAGAAUCAGACAGUAAUUACUUAAAAUCAAAAUAAAAAAUUAUAUUUUGAUUCAGUCUAAGGCUUCAGUUGCUGACAGUUAGAUGUCAUCUGAUCCCGCUUAGGAGUAGUGGAACUGCUCUUUAGGUGCGUAAAUAGACUUAGAGUAGAAUCUGAAAAUAGGGGUGGGCAAUAUAGAAAAACAUUUAUAUUUAAACAUUUUCACAAUAUUUAUUGUGAUAUUUUGAUAAGCUUACAAAAUGCAUUAUUAGAAGGCAGACUCCUAAAAAAACGCAGUCCAAAUACUGUCCCAAUAUCCUAAUAAAGUGAUGUAUACUUUAGAUUUGCUGUACUUCUUGCAGUUAAACAAGACUACUUGUAUUUUGUAACUGUAUCUGACAAUUGAUAUGCUCAAAAAAAGUAUAUUAUGGAUCACAAUAACAAAUGUAUUAAAAUAUGAUAAAAUAUUCUCAUAUUGCCCACCCCUAAUCAGACAUAACCACAGAAGUGAAGAACUACAAGCGUCUGUAUGUCCAGGCCACACUAAUUUAAAGGCCAGUUUCCCAGACAAAGAUUAAGCCUGGUCCUAGACUACACAACAUUUUUAAUGGAUAUUUUACAUUCAAUGGGAAAUUGCUGUCUGGGAAACCAGCCUAAAAUGUUUUAUAGCAGGUUAAAAACUUGGCAGCACAAGCAGCGGACCUACAACAAAAUCAUGAUCAUAUAUUUUUUUCUGCUGUCAGAAUACAGUCACUUCCACACACUACUGUGCAAAUGCUGGGUUGCAAAGAUCAUAACACUUUAGUAAAUUAUAAUUUAAAAUGUAGCUUUAAAUGCUUUAAAGUGUGGAAGUGGUGUAAAAAUAAUAAUAUUUACAUACAAAAAGGGACUGAAAUAUUGGUUAAAAUGAAAGUGUAUCUUAUAUAAGACAAAAAAAUGAAAAACACAAUUUACAUCUAGUGUGACUUGGCCUUUUAAGAAAGCACUUGAGGAUAAGGUUAUUCCCCAGAAAAAGUGUUUAACUGACAUUUCCCAUGUUCUCAUAAUUUCAAAAGAAGGUAAAUUAGCCUAAAUUUAAGAUGAACCACACAUUUAAUAGCUAUCAGUGCAUCUGCGUUGGAGAUUGAUGGUGUAAGGUAAAGGCUGGUGGCUAUAUAAUAAAUAUCUCAAAUCUUUCUUCCCCUAGUGCAGUCAUGUCUGCUGUGGAUCUUACAUUUUGCUUUUUUAUUUUACCUGUGCUGAUAUCAAAAUACUAUUGACUGACAGUUAAUUCAUUUUGGCUCAUGAAAUAAUAAUAUUUAUUCGGGCUUUCUGUGUAGUUUGACUGACCUGGUUGAUCAUAAAGAGAACAUGGGGUAGGCUUCACAUAGCAGUAUUUCUAAGCAUUUAUUUAAUAUUCUAUCUAUCUUGUGUGUAAGAGUGAGACUAAAAGAAAAAUCAUUUUUUACAACCCUGUUAUUUUUUACUGAUGUUUUGUGUAAAAAAUAAUGCUCUUGUUGGCUGGUUGUUGUUUGGCUUACAGCUGCAAAGCCUUGCACCGUACACCCUAGCAUAGCUUUGUUUUUUGUACUGUAGCUAACAUGCUAACAUAUGUUGUUGUUUUUUUUUUAGCCUGAGCCUUAAAGGAUAGCUUCACUGUCCUCUCUUUCACCUUUCAUGUCCUCUUGGCAUGGUGUGCAGUUCAAAGCAUUGUAGCCAGUUAGCUUGGUUAGCUUUUAGCCAAGCAUGAGUAGGCUCUCACACUUUCCUGUAUUUUGAGUUUCCCUUUUUGAUAUGCAGCUAGCUGUUACUCUCAGGAGGUCCAGUUUGUUUUAAGAUAGCCAGACUUUAAAUAAAGGGUAUAAAAAGGCUAAAAAAGGGAAAUAAAAAGCUAAUAAUGUAGGGAUUUGGCUUAACAUUUAAUUACCUGGCUUGCUUUGUUUAUGUUCCCCUUCUGCAGAAAAAGUCUGGUUCAAAAGAUAACUAUUUUCCUUUAACUAGCGUAGCAGUUUCUGGAGGUGAUGUGCUCCCUCUCUUAGAAAACUCAAUUUAUGUAUAAAUAAAUUUUCCCAAAGUGGCUAUUACGUUUUGCCUUGUCGCCAGCUCUGACUAGGACUAUCAGAGACAGGAACUAGUCUGUUUUUUCGUGCUGUUUUGCUUCAGCUGGAUUUUCUUUUACAUUAAGUGAUAACAUUGUUAGAGGUUUAUGGUAUGUCCCUUCCUUGUACCAUGUAGCUCUCAUUAUUCCCAAGAUAAGUACAAUUUUCCAUUCUUGGGCCCUUUUAAGCCCAGAGUUAAGAAUCACCCAAUAAGAAUGUCCCUUAAUAUUGUCCCCAAAUUGAACAGCCUUGACUGUGGGCUUAGCUGACUAAACUGUGAAAUCCUGCUUUAUGAAAUUCCCCCUCCAGAAAACUGUUUUUUUUUUUAACCAUACUGACUGAGGAAAAUACAGUUUAAAGUCACACAACGCAGAAAUUCCAGGACACCAUACUGAUAGUUUUUAAAUAUGUUUAAUUGUCUGAUUUUUUUACUGGUUAUAUGCUUGCCUUGUUUUAGGUCUGGUGCUAAUUGUUAAAAAUAGAAGUAUGACUGUUUGGCCAGCUGAUAGUAAUUAGCUCAUUCUCUGGAUGUGUUGCCCUGUGCCAUUUUUGUCCUCUUGAAUACCAUGUUGAUUUUUAGAAUCUAAAGCCAUUUUUGGAACUACAAUAAGAUUUUUAUCUUUAGAAAGUGUUCUGCUGUUUCUAAGUAUUCUUACUAUUAUUGUUUGUUAAAGGACUGAGGAAGUGCUUUAAGCAGUUAGUACAGAUCAGAAUUUGGCACAAUUCACACUUCAUAAAUCACUAAUUUAAAUAUAAAAAUUAAUACAAAAAAUUAAACAAUAUCAGUAUUAUCUGUUUGUAUUAGAACAUAGAGUCAUUCAAGAGUACUCUAUGUUUCAAUAGAGCAGUGGUUUAGAUCUACAUUAAUGUAAGGGGAAUUUAAGGGAAAUUUUGGUCUAUGUUUAUAGAGUAAUUUUUAGUUUAUAGAGGUUAAAUGUUGACAGCAAUCUUAUAUUGUGUAGCUCAGCACUGGAUUCUAUCUUUUGAUAGAAUAUUUGAUAGUUUUAUAUGGUUUCAUUAAAUUCAAUACACUUGCUACAAUAUCCAGUGUGCAUUACACAAACCAUACAGUCAUAGCCCAAACAGUCCUUACAGCUAGCCUGAUCUAUACUGAUCUAUAGGCUAAUAAACACAGCCAGCUAACAUUACUAUCCGAUAAUUCAGAGACCUUUCCACCUUCAAGUUACGUCGUAAAACUGGAAAAGCUCCCUCUAGAAAUGUUUGUGGUGAAGCUGUUGAAUGUGAGAAUGCAUUAGUUAUGGGCAAUUUUCUCUUCUUUCAUUUUCUCCAAAGUGUCCCUUUAACGAGUCAACGUAGACCAAUGAAUUGCCUGAAUUUACCAGUGGAAGCCUUGUUAGUUUUAAGGCAGAGUUUUAAAAGUUGAUUACAUGGAUGUGUUCAGUGGACGCAAAGUACUGUACAUUCUUAACAUGUAACAUUCGUAAGAUGACUGACCAUUAAUCUGUUAUAAAAUAAUUUACUGUUAAUGUAAUAUAUUAUGGUAUCACUGACACAUUUAGGCAGUGCCAUUUUUUGUAACUAAAAUUAAGGUAAUAUUAUGUUAAUUAUGGCAUUUAUACAGUCAUUUAUUUAUGAUAAUUAUACAUAGUAUAUUAUCACCCAUGAUAAUAAUGAUCAUAUACACAAUUCAUAUAUUUAUACAAUGCCAUGAUAUUUGCACAAUAAAGCACUAAAAAGAUGUAUUCAGACUGCAGUUAGUUUAGAACAAAUUUGAAGGAUUUAUGGAAAAGAUAGUCUCCAAAAUCACACUGAAUAAGAAGAUAUACACUGAUAAAUAAUGUUCAUCAAAGAUUUACUGUAUUACUAUUUGUCAUGAAAUGGUGUUUGGGAGGACAUUGUCUAAAUCAUGCUGUUUCUUAAGGACUAUGUAUGUCGUGGUGUCAUUUUUGAUUUCCUUAAACAUUACUACAGAAAGUAAGUAGUUGGUUAGAAAGCGAGUAGUCACCGUAAUCUAUAUUAAACAUGAGAAUAGACAUUAAGAGUGUAAUAUGUGUAAACUUAUUUCCAUUUUUCAAGAAAAGAAAAAGGUUUUGUAUUAUAUAUAAUCAAGGGACCUAUCCAUAGAAAACAAGGUGUAUUGUAGGUGUUUGAUUACUGAUUAAUAUUGCUCACAAUUAAAUGAAACAAAUAAUAAUUGACUUGCACUGGCAAAGAAGUAGAUUUGUGAAUGAUGAAUAUGGCCAUUUUUGUUAAUAUAUUUAGGGCUUCAGAAGGGAUGCUUAUAAUGACUGUAUUCAGUAGCUUUACUAUUCAAGAGAACAAGUGGGAAACAAAUCUCAUGUCAUUAAGAUAUUAAUUAAGUUAUGAAUAUUAUUGUUAUUAUUAAUGGUAUUAUUAUCAUUGCUGCUGUUGUUGUUAUUACUACUAUUAUUUGUUUCCCUCUACCAAUAAUAAUCUUGAAAAAACUAAAAUGCUGAAGUAAACAGAGGGUCUUAUUGUUUCUGAAAAGCUUUCAGUUGUUAUUAUUAUUACUGUUGUUUUUACACUUUUACACAUGUUUGGUUAAUUUUAUAUGGUCUGUUAAUAAUUUGUUCACAUUUGUUUGCAGAUUUUAUUAGCUGAAUGUUUGUUGAAGAUGGUUUACAGUAGUUUUCUGUUGUUUGCUUGAGAACCCCAUAUCUGGAACUUAUGGGUGCAAGAGAACUUAUUUUCUCACUUAUUGUUAUUUUUACAACCUCGCUUAAGAGACGUCAUUUUCCAUUAAACUGUGUGACAAAAACAUUGGGUGGAUUUUACCACAAGGAGGAACAGGCCGUUUACUCACAGCCAUUAAAUACAUUUCCUGUCUAUCAGCAGCAACUGAGUUGCUUUGACCACUCCACCCAAAUGCAUGUGUCAGGUGACGGACUUAUGCUGUUAAAUAAGUGGAAAUUAAAUUAAUUUUGACAAAUGGUUGGAAUUAAAUGCUUUGAACAUGGAUGGAAAAUAAAGAGAUAUCUAAAGUGUA
Molecule: messenger RNA, 6981 nt
Organism: Astyanax mexicanus (Mexican tetra)
Lineage: Eukaryota; Metazoa; Chordata; Actinopteri; Characiformes; Acestrorhamphidae
Gene: tbcela
Product: tubulin folding cofactor E-like a
Exons: 7
Coding region: 1-1287 (428 amino acids)
Biological process (GO): protein folding
Molecular function (GO): alpha-tubulin binding
Source: RefSeq, a predicted model, not a curated record